Molecule: messenger RNA, 1965 nt
Organism: Scomber japonicus (chub mackerel)
Lineage: Eukaryota; Metazoa; Chordata; Actinopteri; Scombriformes; Scombridae
Exons: 9
Coding region: 250-1869 (539 amino acids)
Source: RefSeq, a predicted model, not a curated record
UCAGGAUUCACUGAUUCUUCUUCCACACCCAGUGCACCGGUGACAUUGGGAGACGUCCAGGACUUAGCUGACACAGGAACUAAUACAUUGGAUGCCACUCAGACACUGUUAAAUGACAGCUCACCCACACACAAGUCCUUUGCAGCAAAUUCACCGACUCCUGCUCCUCUUUCCCCAUCCAGUACAUCCAUACACUCACCAACACUUGGACACUCGCUCCAAACACACACUACAUUUCCCAAUACACCCAUGCCUUUCAGCUCCACUGCUACUGAAUCCUCUGUGCACUCAUCAUUCGUCAACCCCGAAACCACACCUACACCUACACAAACAUCAACUAAAUCAACAUCUACAGACACACAUCAAAAACACAACAACCUGCCUUUUCCCUCCUCUACUAUUGUCCCUGCUACACAUAAACAAUCCCACAACUAUAUUACCACCACGCAUGCUGCUCUGCCUUCGUUUACCACAGACAACACAGAUUAUCAACAUAAAGAUGGAGAGGUAGAAGUAGAGAAAAAAGAUGGGUCUUGGCAAUUGUCCCCCAGCAGCACAACUGCACACACUCCCACAACUGGACCUCCACAGCAACCACCAUCCUGGACAGCCCCGCAUCCCAGCCAGGAGAGCAAUUUUGCUCACACACCAUCUGCUUCGACUUCUGCACCCACUUGGAGCUCUACAACUACUCAGACACCCAAAUUUUACAUUGAGCCAGACCAGCCUGCAGCCAUAAGAGUGGAGUCAAUUGAGUUGCUGCUGCAGAUUAUUGUAGAAGAGUCCAGAUCAGCUUUAACUGCUGGCUUGGAGCAAGACAUGGCUGCCUGGGUGGAGCCCUACCUACUCAGAGCCUCAGGGUUCAGCAGGCUGGUGGGAGUCUGGAGCAGUGGCCAUGCAGUGCAGAGUCUGGUGGAGUUUAAAACCAGCAGGGCUUUGCAGUGGCUCAGCAACAAAGGACCUACAUCCCUGUUGGAACAAACAGGACUAGCUCAGGCUGUUCGUGAGGGGAGGACCUUCAGAUCAUCCAAGAUCACUAACAUCACGCUGGGAGGUCUACAGGGUGAUGUGUGCGACUGGUUACUGCAGUGCCCAGCAGGCUUUAAAUGUGUGUCCCAGCCUGGCACUGCCAACUAUAGCUGUUCCUCUGUCUGCCACUUUGACUACUGUCACCACCAUGGCAUCUGUACACACCAUCCGGGCCAACUUCCAGUUUGCCGCUGCCUCGUAGGAGAGGACUUCUGGUACAUGGGUCAGAGGUGUGAUGUCAGGAUGACUCGAGCACGGCUCGUGAGCGCAUGUCUUGCCAUCUUACUCAUCAUGGUGACCGUCAUUGGCGUCCUAGCCUUUGCAGCAGUGCGACGCUACCGAGCCAUUCUGAUCCAGGCCAAAGUAGAUCAGACUCGGAGCAGCUAUCGCAGGUUCAACCAUUUUGAUGAGCUGUCAGGCCGGUUCUGGUUGCGUUCGUUACCAGGAUCAGCAGACUCACUGGAUAAUCCUGUUUUUACACGUUCCGAUGAGUUACUACACCUGCGAGCACUCGACCGUCCCUGCUGUUACCACGACGACACGCUGUCACUGGCCUCAACCUGCCCCAGCCAUGGAGCACACAUCAAUACAAUUUAUCCCCACAGCUCCCAGUAUGGUUGGAGGGGGAGCGAGAUGAGCAUGGGGGAUGGUGUGCUGGACUCCGGUAAGGCCAGUGACCUUUCAGUCUGUAGCUGGCCUGUUGAACCCAUUCAGUGGACGCCAUUCCCACUUCUGCAGCAACUGGCCGCACACAGGACGCCCACAGUGAGGGUGAGAAGGCCGCGGUCCUACUGUGAAGGUAUGGAGCUGGUUGACAUGGGGAAGAGCUGGACUGCUUGAAGCACAUAAAGAAGGAUUAAAUCUGUUCUGACACUGGUAUUUGCAGUCAAAUCUUCAUGUAUUGUAAAUAAAUAUAAAAAAGAUUUAAAAAGUGUA